Messenger RNA from Ornithodoros turicata, 2192 nucleotides. RefSeq names its product protein fem-1 homolog C-like (gene m-cup). The coding region runs from base 142 to 2073 and encodes 643 amino acids. The record is from RefSeq and is a predicted model, not a curated record. Gene Ontology annotation, molecular function: protein binding. NCBI's taxonomy places the organism in Eukaryota, Metazoa, Arthropoda, Arachnida, Ixodida, Argasidae. The transcript has a single exon.
UGACAGAGACAAAAGAUCGCUUGGUUCGCUCGUCCAAUCACAAGAAGGCUGAUCACAGCUGUUCUAAAGAUGGCUGGCAGUUUGUGACGGUCUGCUUGGUUCCUUUGGUGUGCGUAUUAAGAGAUCAAAGCAGUUGUCGCCAUGUGGAUUACAGGUAAGCCUGACCCGGCUUUUCAAAAGGACAUGAUGUUCAAUGAACUCUUCUCCGAGUGUCGAUCCGCUGCUCCAGGUGCUCGCCUGUCAUAUCCUGUUCGGAACAAAUUAGAACGCAUUUCUCACGAAGAACGCAAGGAUAUUGUCUCUCGUGUGCAAGAAGGUUGUGCACCGCUGUUUAUCGCCUGUAAAAAAGGGAACCUGGAAAUAGUGGACUAUUUGGUGACCAGGUGUGGCUCAGACAUUGAGCAACGCGGAGUUUACGAAGUGCCCGAAGAUCGGUCGAUCCAUUUUGUGACACCGCUUUGGUGCGCAGCCGUUGCGGGCAAGCUGAACGUGGUGCAACUUCUUGUCACUUGUGGAGCAAAUGUGAAUAGUGUAUCUGACACAGGAUCCACUCCCGUCCGCUCUGCCUGUUUCAUGACCCACAACGACAUAGUUUCCUACCUGAUCCAACAAGGGGCAGAUAUCCUGAGACCGAAUUACAAUGGUGGAACCUGUCUGAUCAACUCUGUUCAGAGUGCUCCUUUAUGUAAAUACUUACUGAGCUGCGGGGCUGAUGUUAACGCUCAGGACGUGCAAUUCAAGACGGCGCUGCAUUACGCCAUCCAAGAGCACCGUUUCGACACAACGCAAUUGCUUAUAGAACACAAUGCUAACCCGUACCUUCGUAGUCGCUACGGAGAUGAUGCUUUGCAAACAGCCUGCCUCAAGGGUUCCAAAGAGAUAUUUGAGUAUCUGCUCACCACUCUCGACUAUCCACCAGCUAGAAUAGCAGAUGCCUAUGAACUGAUAGGAACAACUUUUUUAGAUGAGCAUCACGAUUUGCCAGCCACUCUCCAAUGUUGGAGAAAAGCUCUGAGUGUGCGGGAGACGUACAAUGUGCCCAAAGCCAAUCCGACGGGUCCCUUUCGGAAGGCAUACCAUCAGGCUCACGUGAAUGCGGAAGAAUUUCGCACUCUCGAGGAAUUAAACCUCAUGGCAGUGGACAUGGAUGUCAUAAGGAACCAAUCUCUUCUCAUUUGCGAACGAAUUUUGGGCCCACUCCACAAAGACACCAUCUAUCGGCUCAUGUUCCGCGGUGCAGCGUAUGCCGACGACCUCCAAUACCAGCGAUGCAUCGACUUAUGGAAAUACGCCGUGGAACUGCGGAUCAUCAAGGACUCUGUGUUACACAGCGAAUCUGCCGUGGCUGCCAUGGCGCUUGUUCGGCUCUGUCUGGACAUGUAUGAGAAGCACCAAGCGGGAGUGAUGCGAGAAAAAUUGGACAUGCAAGAUGUGACGGACAUUAUUACUCUCCUCGUUGAGCAGCUUGCUGAGGCAAUGAGCGUGCUCGUCAUUCGUCCCGUUUCCAAACGGCAACAAGACAACUUUGACAAGAUCCUCAAGGUAGUCACGCAUCUUUUCUACAUUCUCAAUGCUCUGCCCAAGGAGGAUGAAAAGGACAUGCGCCGUUUGGUCGCUCAUGCACUCGCUCAAGAUCCUCGUAAUUCUGCCGGAGAUUCUCUCCUCCAUCUGGUAGUGAGCAAAAGCAAUGUCCUCAAGCAGACCAACUUUUUAGAAGACACACGUCCAGCACUGUUUCCAGAUGAGAAAGUUUCCCGUCUUCUUCUCGAGUGUGGAGCUGAUGUGGAAGCGACCAAUCACAGCAUGAGUACUCCACUUCACGUGGCUUCCCUGCGAAAUAACUAUCGUCCCGCGGUGGUGAAAGUUUUACUAGAGCACGGAGCACACGUGGAUCGUCGAAAUGGUAAUGGAAAUCAGCCCCAUAGGAUGCUCCAGGGAAUCCCAGAGUGUAACCUCAAUCCUCUUCACUAUGUGACCUUGAGUUGCCUGGCAGCUAGGAAAAUAAUGGAAAGGCGGAUCAGGUACAUCGGUGAGGUACCCGUCUCACUGGAGGGAUUCAUCCGUCUUCACUGACAUUUUAAUCUUCCUUUUAUUGCAUUGACGCGGCAGAAAGAAAUGCUUUGUAGUGGUUUUCCUCUUUUUAUCCCUCGUGGAAGGUCACAAAUAAAAGGAUAUUGUGCUUUGGAACCUUU